UGUGGCCUUACCUGUUAGUAAGGACUGGUCUUUUAUUAAGUUGCACUGUUUUAUUGACAGUACAUGCAUCGUAUCUUUUGAUUUUGAAAGCUGUCUCAUGUCAAAGGAAUCAAGUUAUGAUAUUGUAGAGAAAUCAGCUGGAAUACCUUUGGGGUGCUGCCUGAGGGUGGUGCAAUGCCUACCACAACAUGAAGGUUUUGGCCACUAGUUUCAUCCUCGGGAUCCUGGUGUUGCCCUUCUACCUGCCUUUGGUGGUGACCACACCUAGAACACUGGCCAUCCCUAAGAAGCUGCAAGAAGCCGUGGGGAAAGUUAUUGUCAAUGCCACAAGCUGUACUGUCACCUGUGGCCUUGGCUAUAAGGAGGAGACUGUCUGUGAGGUGGGCCCUGAUGGAGUGAGAAGGAAGUGUAAGUCUCAGCGCUUGGAAUGUCUGACCAACUGGAUCUGUGGGAUGCUCCAUUUCACCGUUCUCAUCGGGAAGGAAUUUGAGCUUAGCUGUCUGAGUUCAGACAUCCUGGAGGUUGGACAGGAAGCUUUCCGAUUCACUUGGAGACUUGCUCGGGGUAUCAUCUCAACUGAUGACACGGUCUUCAAGCCCUUCCGAGCCAAUUCCCACUUUGUGAAGUUUCAGUCUGCGCAGGAGUAUGACUCGGGGACAUACCGGUGUGAUGUGCAGCUGUUAAAAAACUUGAGACUUGUCAAGAGACUUUAUUUUGGGCUGAGGGUCCUUCCUCCUAACUUGGUAAACCUGAAUUUCCAUCAGUCCCUUACUGAGGAUCAGAAGUUAAUAGAUCAGGGCUUGGAAGUUAAUCUGGACAACUAUUCCAAGCCUCACCGCCCAAAGUGGGAAAAGAAGGUAGCAUCAGCCUUGGGAAUAGGUAUUGCCAGUGGAGUGGUUGGCGGUGUGCUGGUGAGCAUUGCCCUCUGCAGAGUGCUGAGGGAGACCUACAGCAGUGACAGGCUCCAGAGCUUAAAAGCCUUGUUCCAGAAGGACCAGGUGCCCAGGAAGCCAAACUAGCUUUUAAGGAGAGUGAGUGUUCUGGCUGCCUGGUAGUGGAUUGGCUAAGAGGGAGGACUCCUACUGCCAGACAAAUAAGCAGGGGAUGUGGAGGGGGCAGUCUUGUGGCAGUUGUGGGCAAUCAUCUCUAACUGCUUGUCCCAGAUAGAUCUCCUCCUGAUCUUCCUUGCCCACUACCUACCCAGGAAACUGUAGGCAUCGCCCCUGUUCCUGGGAAGAGUUAGAACAAGCUUGCAUUGAUUUUCUAUCCUGUACAACUUGUAUACCUCCCCACCUCCAUUCCCCCUCUUCUGAGCAAUGUAUUCAUGGAGAAGGAUGUUAUUAACAGCUUUUAUAGUGAAAACUUUUUCCUUUCAAUAAAAAUAAUUCACAGUA
Molecule: messenger RNA, 1394 nt
Organism: Propithecus coquereli (Coquerel's sifaka)
Lineage: Eukaryota; Metazoa; Chordata; Mammalia; Primates; Indriidae
Gene: TMEM81
Product: transmembrane protein 81
Exons: 1
Coding region: 189-1019 (276 amino acids)
Source: RefSeq, a predicted model, not a curated record